CAUGUGCACUCCGAGUAGCAGUGCAAUAUUCCUGAAGUCAACAUGGAGUCACGCUUGAAGGUUCUCCGAAUUUUCAAGGCCCUUCACAGAACUAGACUAGAUGUGUUCAAAGACGAUCUUCGAGCAUUGACAGCUGCAAGACAGAAAAUAAAUGAGGAAUUCAGAAAGAACAAAGAGGAAACUUCAGAGGAAAAGAUAAAUGAGAUGAUUAAAAUGGCAUCAGAUGUUGAAGUAAUUCUUCGCAAGACUGUAAUACAGGGAGUUCAUGUGGAAGACAAGAUUUUGCUUCGGCCCCGAGAGAACCUUCUACUUGAAAACGUACCUUACUGUGAUACCCCUCGAAAGAAGUCGUGAAUUGAGCCACUCACUUAGACCCAUAUAGACACUGCAUUUCAAAACCUGCCAUUCCCCACGUUUUGAAAUUGUGUUUUUCUUGGACAAUUCCAUCUUUCUGUCAUCCUGAUGUUUUCCAUUGCUGGGCAAGAGUAAUCACAGCACAGCAUCUCUUUGGAUGUGGGGGAGUCCACUGGAGUCAUCUCCCAUGCUGCGAUGGAUAUACUGUGUUUUCAUCUAACUGAAAAUACCUGUAUUACUCUGACUAUGAACAUUUCUUGCCAAGUUUAAUACCACGAUGAGUACAUGAUUUUAUUUUGCCAUAAAGUUUUGUUUGGUGUUUUUGCUGCUGAUUUGGCAGAACAAGCCUGAAUAAAUGUCUGUGGUGUGUAUAGAAUUUACUGUUGC
Molecule: messenger RNA, 741 nt
Organism: Megalops cyprinoides (Indo-Pacific tarpon)
Lineage: Eukaryota; Metazoa; Chordata; Actinopteri; Elopiformes; Megalopidae
Gene: lyrm7
Product: LYR motif containing 7
Exons: 5
Coding region: 43-354 (103 amino acids)
Biological process (GO): mitochondrial respiratory chain complex III assembly
Source: RefSeq, a predicted model, not a curated record